Messenger RNA from Nicotiana attenuata, 1998 nucleotides. RefSeq names its product probable serine incorporator. Gene Ontology annotation, cellular component: membrane. The record is from RefSeq and is a predicted model, not a curated record. Lineage: Eukaryota; Viridiplantae; Streptophyta; Magnoliopsida; Solanales; Solanaceae. The transcript is spliced from 13 exons. The coding region runs from base 313 to 1557 and encodes 414 amino acids.
UGAAUUAUAAGCAAUUCUAUUAUCUUGCUUACUGCUUACCCCAAAGCAGAAAAAUAUAUACAUGCUUUAUUCUGUCUUUGGUGUGAAAUCCAAAAAGCUAAUUUUCCUUGGUAGUUACUAGUUGGUAGUCAGAUAGAGAAAACUUAAUGGUUUUACCUAGAAUUUUUUUUUUGUGUGUGAAUAUUUAUCAUAAAUUGGCUAGUUUUACGCUGACUGUCAGCCUGCCACAACCCUUUGGCUUCCUUUAUCCGGGCUUGAGACCAGCAAUGUAAGCAAUUUGAAGAGUGCCACUGAAUUGAAGGUUGAGGCAAGAUGGUAGAGGACAAAAUAGAUGGCAAUGAGGUAGAUCAAUGGACAGAAAUUUCUGGGAUAUUACAACAGAAGAGUAUGAAAUGUUCUAUUAAAAGCAAGAGUUCAUUGCGAGCUCGUUAUUCCUAUGGAAUUAUAUUCUUGAUAACAAAUCUUAUAGCUUGGUUCGUACGUGAUUAUGGAGAAAGGGCUCUUCCUCUGCUUCGUUAUUCAAAAGCAUGUGGAAUUAAGGGAAGUGAAUGUUCUCAUACGAUGGGGGUUCUUCGUGUGAGUUUAGGUUGCUUUAUUUUCUUUUUAGUAAUGUUUCUUACAACAUGUUUCACAAGCAAAUUGUGUGAAGUUCGCAAUACAUGGCAUUCUGGAUGGUGGAUUUUGAAGUUUAUUACGCUGAUAAUUUUUAUGGUGAUUCCAUUUUUUGUCCCCUCAGAUUACAUCCAGUUAUAUGGUGAAUUCGCUCGAGUUGGUGCAGGGGUUUUUCUCGCCCUCCAGCUGAUAAGCGUGAUCGAGUUCAUUACAUGGUGGAAUAACUAUUGGAUGCCUGACGAGAGAAAGAAACAAAGCUGCUCUUUUGGCUUAUUCAUGUCGACAAUAUGUUACAUCGCGUCCAUUUGUGGAAUUCUGGUGAUGUAUGUGCUUUAUGCGUCCAAAACAUCAUGCAGUCUGAACAUAUUCUUCAUCUCCUGGACUGCAAUUUUGCUGGUAGUAAUGAUGGCUGUAUCCUUACACUCUAAGGUAAAUAGAGGACUCUUAUCUUCAGGGAUUAUGGCUUCUUAUGUUGUCUUUCUCUGUUGGAGUGCUAUUCGAAGUGAGCCUGCCACUCUAAAAUGCAGCCCUCAGCAACAAAACAGUGGGAAUGGUGGUUGGACUACUGUAAUUGGUUUCUUGAUUGGUAUAUGCGCCAUCGUCAUGGCAACAUUCUCAACUGGCAUUGAUUCACAAACAUUUCAGUUUCGCAAGGAUAAAGUUCAAUCGGAAGAUGACAUUCCAUAUAAGUAUGGAUUCUUCCAUCUAGUGUUUUCCUUAGGAGCAAUGUAUUUUGCUAUGUUAUUCAUCAGUUGGAAUCUAGAUGGCUUGCCUAGAAAAUGGAGUAUUGAUGUUGGCUGGGCUAGUACAUGGGUGAAAAUAGUCAAUGAGUGGUUUGCUGCUACAAUCUAUUUGUGGAAAUUGAUAUUGCCAGCAGUAAGACAGACCAAAGUGAUGGAUAAUAAAGAGCCAGAAGAGGAAAUGGACAACUCAACUUCAGUGUGAAUUUUGCUGAUGGAUAAGUGUGUUGUAGCCAAAAGGUGGAAAAUGGUUAAAAUGGGUAAAAUGAGCAACCGAUGAAUGACAAAAUUUACAUGAAUUCAAUGGUUGAUAAGUGGGUGAUAAAUGGUUAUUUUGUUUUACAAAUAAAUUUACAGAGCCAAUUAUCACCCUUCAUUUACCCAUUUUACCACUUGUUCUGUAUCAUGUGUCUGUCUUCUCUCUAUUCUUUUCUUCAUUGUUCUAAGGUGGUCCUGUCUAAAAUUUAAGCUAGCUGUGGCUUUAAUUUUAGGUCUUGUAGAUUCUUAUUAUCAUGGGGAAGUUGAAGAAUAAAAUCCCCCUAUUCUUUUUUGUGGUUUCAAUCUUGCUGCAAGUGGUUGAUUUAGAAAGCUUGAAGUUGGGUUGGGCCGGUCGGCUAUAUAAAUUUUUAUUGUUCAUGUUGCUUCA